AUGGCACACGCACACGCACACGCCGCGAGACUCGACCAGCUCGCGCAGAGUCUCGUCACCGCUGUCACCGGCCGAACACCUGACCAGCCAUCCUUCAAGCCGCUCCAAGACCACACCUUGCGAGCGCUCAAAGACCAAAGCCAUGCGCGCACCAAUCAAUUUGCCGUCAAAGCCCGUCUUGACGGAUUGACCGAGAAGCUGGACGUCUUGGGCCGAGACGACUUGGCUGAGGCACUGCAGAGUCGACUAGAAGAACUGCCCGCCAAGUUGAGAUGCAUGCCAGAGCUUCUUGCUCUUCUCCUCGACCUCUCCAACCGGCCCGCGGAGAAGACUUCGCUUGCGGAUGUUGAACAUCUGAACACGACCGCUUCCGCUUCCGCUUCCGCUUCCGCUUCCGCUUCACCAGAUGCUCAUUUGACUUGGCAAGAAAUCAUUGCCGACCAUCCGCUGGACGAUGCUGGUCUUUGGGACGACGUCGAGGCCGGCUAUCAUUCCAGUGGCGAUGAAAUAGGGAGUGGGCCCGACGACGACGACGACACCCAGCGCACCGUUUCCACAACUGCGACCUCAGUCGGCAGUGAGCAUCCCGGCGCUCUUGCUCGUCUGCACCUCGCGCAACCGGACAGUGCAUCUCUUGCCCAUAUUCAAGCUGCACGAGAUACCUGGCAUACUCAGAGCUCGCCAUCAACAACAAGCAGACGCCUUUCCGAGCUGCAAUUGCUUCGUGAGACUCUUACAAUGCUGCGAGGAUACCCAACCGAUCUCUUCGUCGUUGAUGCUGGUACGGGCCGAGUGAAUUUGCCCAGCAAGAUUCGCAUGGAGAGCACAAGCGAAGAGAGCACAAUGGACAUUUUGCUUCGCUGCACGAAGUUGGGCUCAAGCUUGAACUUCCUCCGCAAAUGGACGAAAAGCCUGCAACCUGCCAUACAUAUACGAACCAUGCAGGCCUCUACCGGCAAACUGCUACGAUCACUCUCGUCCCAUUUGGGCGAGGUGGAACAGCGAUACGUCACUCCACAGAUAGCCACAGUUGUCAGUAUUGCUGAUGUGGCCGUAUUGGCCGAACCUGCAGCUCGUGGUCUCGCGCACCUUGCUUCCAUCAUUCAAGUCUUCUCUUUGUCAGAUGGCCGCACCAGUCAACUCAACUUGCUCGACUCGCUCUACGAUCAAGCAUGCUCUGCUCAGCUCUCAGAGGACACAGCGCUCUUCGAAGUGCUCGCCACCGUCUUUCUCGAUGGCCUCGAGACAUAUCUCCGCUCAAUCGCGACAUGGGUCAUGACAGGUACACUCUCCACGUCCGCCCAAGGCAUACCACUUGUCAAGGACGCAAAGGCGCAUUGUGAGCCUGCAGAACUAUGGCACAAUCGACAUUUGAUGAAUGUCACCCGUGACGGAUCGCCAUUUGCCCCAAGAUGUGUCCACUUUGCCGCGAACCAGAUCUUCUCUUCGGGCAAGGCUCGUUCAUUUCUCCGCUGCCUCGAUCAAACGGUCGGUGAUGGGCUUCAGGCAUUUGACCUGAGGAACUCUAUGCCAACCUUCGAUGGAAUCAUUCCCAAGUUACGAUCUGGCUCACUUAGAUCCUUCUCGCAAUGCCUAGACGCGUCACUACAAUCCUGGCUCGAAACAAUCAGUACGGACUGCACGCCACUUCUGCGAUCCAAGCUGUGGGACGAGCAUGGUCUAGCGCAGAUGAUCUCUGCCAUUCCCUAUGUCUUCUUCUCUAAAGACGGCACGGCUUUCGAGGCGUUCGCUGAUACUCUGGUCGAACGUAUUACAACCAAUGAGCAACAGAGGCCUUGGGGUGACGAAUUCCUAUUGAGCGAGGUCGCACAGACUGCUUUCAGCAACGUGGCGCAAGUCAACGAUCAAUGCAUACAGAUCCGCAUCGCCAACGAUCUGGCAGUAUCAUCUAGAGUCGCUCUCAUCCGCAAACUUGCAGCUGUCGAGCUGGAGUACACAUUUGCUUGGCCUCUGCAAAAUAUCACAAGGUGUCGUACGUCAGUCCCACACAGCCGAGCAUUUGCGUUCUUACUGCAAAUAUACCUUGCAAGGAGCUUGCUCGGUAGGAGCUUUCUCGGCCUGCGAUCAAUACCACGAUCCUCGAAUCUCAUUCCUCUACGGCAAAGACUCAUCAACUUUACUGGCAUCUUGUCGUCUUACGUUAUGACUACUGCACAUAGCUUACACGAAAGGGCACAGCAAAGUUUGGAGGCGGCUCUCGACAUCGAUGCAAUGGUAGGCGUCUGGGCUGACUACACAAGGAGAAUGGAAACCAGUCUACUAUUGUCAGCGAAGCUGGAACCUGUACGAGAUGCUAUUACAGGCAUGUUGGAGUUGAGUGAGCUUCUUGUUAAGACCACCAAUCCUGAUAGUAUUCUCACAUUGCAAGACCAAUUCGAGAAAAGUCUGAAGUUCCUGAUUGCUGGCAUUCGUGGAGUCAGUCGUGCAGGAGGAGAUUCGGCACUGGAGACACUUGCGGAGAGACUGGAGUGGAGUGGUCGAGGCAUCCGCACUGCACGGGCACGAAGUGCGUGGUAUGUCACUUCUGUGCUCGCCAAGGAGACUGGUGCCAGAGAUCGAGCUUUCAAGACAAUCGAUAUCCAAGAAGCAGAUCCAGCAGAAGUUCUCGGCAAGGACUAUGCGCCAGAGACAGGCCCUAGCGUUGCCUCCCUCAACUUCCAUAUCGUCAACGGAGGAGUCAUUGUAUCUGCUUUCGGCGAUCCUGAAAGUGACGCCAAUGCCGCCAAGAUCAUCGGCGAGAAUUUUUCUGGCAGGGAAAUCGUACAAAUUCCAAUCCAUCAGCUGGCUGCUCAAGGUGGUGGCAUACACAGCUCGACACAACAGAUUCCAGCAUAGGUGCCACUCUUGUCUCACCUGCCAGGUAGCACGUCUCUUCUCCAGUCGCACGAUCAGACUGGAGCCGGUGGCCUGGUCAGCGAAGAUCCUUGACACGGCGCUUGGCGGCGAUAUGGUGAAUAAUUCGCCGCUCUCCACCAUGGUACUGAUUGCAGAUAUGGUCAGCACCAAAUAAUCCGCCGACACCGACUCUACUAUCGUGAGGAUACAGAGCGUCAUGGCAUUGUGCUCGAAUUCCGCUUCUAAGGUUCUUCCAGCUCCACCGCGAAGGUUGAACUGUGUCGUGCUCUUCAAACUCUGACUCCAGCCCACUGCAAACCGCAGAAAGACGCAGGGAUGCAGCACAGCCCCCUCCAUUUACUCCGUUGAUGGUUCAAGGCCCAUGUUCGUCAUGCUACACGUUCGGAUCUCUGUCCGUCGAAUCAUUGUAUACACCACUUCUGAAGGACCCGGGCCGCAGGGCCGCGGAUGUUUACUUCCGCGAGGCUGGGUGAACUGUUGCGUAAGCUUCCAAGUUGCUGGAUCGUCGCUAUCAUGGAGCUGUUUGUACCCGUCGUAGCUCUGCAAUAUAAUUGUACAGCAU
This is a messenger RNA of Pseudocercospora fijiensis CIRAD86, 3439 nucleotides long. RefSeq lists its product as uncharacterized. Gene Ontology annotation, cellular component: gamma-tubulin complex; equatorial microtubule organizing center; centrosome. The transcript is spliced from 3 exons. Gene Ontology annotation, biological process: meiotic cell cycle; spindle assembly; microtubule nucleation. The coding region runs from base 1 to 2856 and encodes 951 amino acids. Lineage: Eukaryota; Fungi; Ascomycota; Dothideomycetes; Mycosphaerellales; Mycosphaerellaceae. Gene Ontology annotation, molecular function: gamma-tubulin binding; protein-arginine deiminase activity; microtubule minus-end binding. The record is from RefSeq and is a predicted model, not a curated record.